AGAUCACGCCGUGCGAGUCGGUGUCGUUUGGGAUCGGCCUUGCGUGGCGCAGCCGGGCCGCCUCGUUCCGCCCCUCUAGUGCCCGCCCCACCGGCUUCGGCUCCACCCGUUUGUCGUCAUCUUCGUCUAAAAGCGAGUCCAGACGCCAGCUGCAUCGUUCGUCCACCAUGUCUGACCAGUCUACCCCUCCCAGUGAAAGCCCUGCUCCAGCGUCGACACCUGCUCAAGUCACUACACCGUCGCAUCAGAUCAACACACGCGAUCGUCUCUUUGGCUCAGAAGUUUCGAAACCAUCUCCAAAAAAGGUGAAUCCGACCUUCAAGUCGACUAUUUUCGAUACCGCUCCUCCUACUUCGCCACAGCGAACCCCCAAGAAAACGAUUCCCGCACUCGCUCGAAACCCAAUCACGGGGGAAGUGAAGCAGCCGGCACACCAACAGCAAAUUAGUGUCUGAUAUGCUCCGAACACCAUGACAGUCACUCCGCCGCCGAUGCCUAUGUUUGCUACCAUAAUCUUGCGCCCGCUGUCCUACUCAAAUGCACCUUUUUGUUCCUUCUACAACGAGCCGGAACAACUUUUGAUCGAACGCUAAAAAUUGCAAGUAGUCUAAAAAUCAGCUUCAGUUAUAUAUACGACAAGCAGUAUUUUCAAAUUUUCUCACUGAUAUGCAUUGUAUACCAAA
Messenger RNA from Cylicocyclus nassatus, 683 nucleotides. The record is from the annotation of a GenBank genome assembly. NCBI's taxonomy places the organism in Eukaryota, Metazoa, Nematoda, Chromadorea, Rhabditida, Strongylidae.